This is a messenger RNA of Bactrocera oleae (olive fruit fly), 1366 nucleotides long. RefSeq lists its product as uncharacterized. The record is from RefSeq and is a predicted model, not a curated record. NCBI's taxonomy places the organism in Eukaryota, Metazoa, Arthropoda, Insecta, Diptera, Tephritidae.
GCUCUACAUUAUUUCCAUUCUACAAUUAAAGUCCGUAAGUGCACAAAACACGGUAGAUAGAAAAUUUUCAAUUGAAAUGACAAAUAACGAAAAGCACAACGAAGAUGAGUUCACUUUCCCGGUGUGGUUGAACGAGGCAUUUUUCGAAAAUGUUCUGAAAAACGUCGAAACUGAAACCGUGCAGGUCAUCCGUUUAGAGCUGAAACCAGGCACAUUGAAAAAUGAUAACUACGCAAGUGUUUUAAUUCGAGCCAAAGUCAACUACAGAUUACAGUCGCAGCCAACACAAGAGAAGGUUUCAUCGUUAAUAUUAAAAGUCGAAGCAUUCCAGGAAGGAAACAGGAAAGAAUUGAUGGGAAAAUAUAGUUUAUUCGAUACGGAAAUAACCAUGUAUACUAAGGCGCUGCCGAUGAUUGAAAAGGUACUGCGACAAUAUGGCGACGAAACCCUUUUGGGACCAAAGCUCAUCGCCGUCAGCACCACCACACCGUCGUAUGUGGUUUUUGAAGAUUUAGCACUCCAAGGAUACACCACAAUAGGGUACCGCUAUCCUAAUUUGGAGGAAAUAAAAAUUACAAUGCUUAAACUAGCAAAAUUACAUGCGGUCAGCUACAAAUUGUGCAAAGAGGAGGAAGGCAAUAUCAUAAGUACCUUAGACAAAGGUUCAAUGAAUUCUGUCGACCCCCAUAACUUUCCAGCUCUUAAAUAUGGGAUUGGAUUUAUUAAGGAGGUUCUAAGCAAACACGAUGAUUUGAAACAAUACGUGCCACACAUUGCAUCCGUCGAACAUUUACUAUGCCAAAAGACGAUUGAUACGUUCAACGAAGCCAGCAGUGGUAAACGCGAUGGCAUUUUUGUGCUUAACCAUGGUGACUUUCAUUUGAAAAACAUAAUGAUAAAACAAAAGGACGACAAACUGACAGACGUUAUGCUGCUUGAUUAUCAGAUAAGCAUAUACGGAUCGCUGGCGAUUGAUCUUCACUAUGCGUUCACAAUGAUGUUUAGCCCCGAAUUACGUCGUCACCACUUUGAUGAACUACUCUAUUUCUAUAUCACGAAUUUUCAGAACACACUACGCAAAACGGAAUACAAAGGUCAUAUUCCUACAAAUAUUGAAAUUCGCCUGGAAUUGGCAAAACAUAGAUAUUGGGGGCUUUAUUUACUCCUUUGCUUCCUAUUAUUCAACUAUACAUUUGUCAAUGAGAAUUUAGACAUUGGCGAGGUGGUCGAAAAUCCGGAGAUACAAAGAAAAGAAUUGGAGAAUCCAAAAUUGCUGGAUGAGUUACGGGAGCUAUUACCGAGAUUUCUAUAUAACGGCUAUUUUGAAAUAUAAUAAAUGGAAAAAUACUAAUAAUUGGAAAGAAAA